Molecule: messenger RNA, 2310 nt
Organism: Gadus chalcogrammus (walleye pollock)
Lineage: Eukaryota; Metazoa; Chordata; Actinopteri; Gadiformes; Gadidae
Product: intermediate filament protein ON3
Exons: 10
Coding region: 156-1505 (449 amino acids)
Biological process (GO): keratinization; intermediate filament organization
Cellular component (GO): keratin filament
Molecular function (GO): structural constituent of skin epidermis
Source: RefSeq, a predicted model, not a curated record
CGUCACAGCUUACCUACCUGUCUCUUCUCUCAAUUUGUAAUUUCUCUCACUUCUAGCAUCCACUUGUAAAUCUUACUCCAUAUUCUGUUCUUGCAGCAUCUGUCUCACGCGAUAUAUAUUAAUCUCUCCAUCUCUCGGUCUCUCCUACUACCAUUAUGAGUCUGAGCCGGUCCAAGCGGAUCAGCACCACCGGCUCGAUGCGCAGCGGCAGCGCCGUUCAACGGAGGCUCAGCGGCUACGGUGGCCAGGGAGCGGGCGGUUUCAGCGGCAUGUCUCUGAGCAGCAGCUCGCUGUACGCGGGCACCAACGGGCACCACUCUUGCCUGGCCUCCCCGCUAGCAUCGCUGUCAAUUAACAAGAGCCUCCUGGCACCGCUCAACCUGGAGAUAGACCCCAACCUGUCCAUGAGUCGAGCGCACGAGAAGGAGCAGAUCAAGAGCCUCAACAACCGCUUCGCCAGCUUCAUAGACAAGGUGCGUUUUUUGGAGCAGCAGAACAAGAUGCUGGAGACCAAGCUGGACCUGAUGCAGGGCCAGGGGGUGGGCCGCUCUAACGUGGAGCCCCUGUUUGAAGUUUACAUGGGGGGCCUGAGGCGCCAGAUGGACCUGGUCAACAACGACAAGACCAAGCUGGACGGAGAGCUUAGAAACAUGCAGAUCCUUGUGGAGGACUUCAAGCACAAAUACGAGGAUGAGAUCAACAAGAGGAACAAUCUGGAAAAUGACUUUGUCAUCCUCAAGAAGGACGUGGACUCAGCCUACCUGGUGAAGGCAGACCUGGAGGAUAAGGUCGGUUCGCUGACGGACGAGAUCAACUUCCUGAGGAACAUCUACGACGAGGAGCUGCGGGAGCUGCAGGCCAGCAUCAAGGACACGUCGGUGGUGGUUCAGAUGGACAACAGCCGCAGUCUCAACAUGGAGCAGAUUGUGGCCGAGGUCAAGGCCCAGUAUGAGGACAUCGCCGCCCGCAGCCGCGAGGAGGCUGAGGACUGGUACAAGAGCAAGUUUGACCAGAUGGCGACGCAGGCCAGUCAGUUUGGGGACGAACUCCGCGUGGCGAAGGCAGAGCUGGCCGAGGUCAACCGACUGAUCAGCCGCCUGCAGAGCGAGAUAGAGGCUGUUAAGACCCAGCGUAUGAGCCUGGAGAAUGACCUGACCGAGGCAGAGGAACGUGGGGAGUUGGUGGUGAAGGAGGCCAAGGCCCGGAGCCGAGACCUGGAGGAUGCUCUGCAGAGAGCCAAGCAGGACAUGGCCCGCCAGCUCAGAGAGUACCAGGACCUGAUGAACCUGAAGCUGGCCUUGGACAUCGAGAUCGCCACCUACAGGAAACUACUGGAAGGAGAAGAGGACAGAAUUGGACAACAGUCUAUUCUUAACAUCCAGUCUGUCCCCAACUACAGUUCGAAGAGUACUAAUGGUUUCCAAGGUAACGGCGGUUCUCCUGGAUCAAGAAUCCUGAUCAAAACCACUGAGACCAGAGACAGCUCAAGAUACUCCUCCCACUGAUACAUACACAUGCACACUCACUGGUACACACACACACACACACACACACACACACACACACACACACACACACACACACACACACACACACACACACACACACACACACACACACACACACACACACACACACCUCUCUCUGAUACAAAUACACCUCUGAUUGAUACACACACCAUACAAAAACACCCACACUCCUCUCACAGACACACACACACAAAUACACUCUUUCUCUCGCCAUCUGUCACACACACAAACACUCACACACACACACACACACACACACACAACCACACCCUGGACGUGAGUUUAAGGAAGUUUAGAGAAUGUAGCGCUCAUAAAAGGCCAUACUAUAAUAACUUGCCCUUCAUGAUUUAAAGUGUAUUCAAUAAAGUGUAAUCAAGCUUUUAAUCUGGGACAUGGGAAUAUACUUUAGACACAAUAUAUAAAAAAUAUUUUGAUAGCGAGACUCAGAUUCGAUAAAUAAUACUUUAUAUUGUGCAUGUGGGUCCUUUCAUACUCUUAUACUGGGUUUUUCAUGAUUCAAAACAUUUCAGUCUUGGUAAAAGAUCCAUCGGUAAGAUAUACUGUAUAAUUAAUGCAGUGUUAAUAAUACUCUUUUAUUAAUAAUGUAUUAUUAUUCUGCAUUAUAAUGUGUUAUUAAUACUGUAGAAUAGAUCUGUAGCCUGGUGCUGUGAGGUGGUAGUGUGGAUAUGAAUAAACGAUUUCUUCAUAGUGAUUUCUGGAUAUAUAUAUAUAUAACUAUGAUAUUAUUCUACAAUAAUAAUAAAACCUCACUGAGACAAAA